CUCUUCUCUCCUUCUUCUCUUAACUGUUCGAGCUUUUUCUUCAGAAUAUUUGUCGUGGUUGAUUUCUUUCGUCCGGACCUGAAGGCGCUCCUUUUCUUCGAGAUCUAUCCCUCUCUUCUCGCGCUUUAGACGAUCGUUCUUUCGAUUCAUACAGCGUUGCCCUAGCAAUUGCGUUUCAUACAUUUCUCAUAAUCUUUAAGCGCCUUCAUGAUGUCUGGUGUCCAGCCCGUUGCUGUCUAUGCUCUCCGGGUGCCCGCUGAUGGUGCCCUGGUCCCUGCAGUUCCCGAUGCUGCUGCCAUGUUCCGAGUGAGCAUGGCUGCCAUUGACCCCGAUGAGGCCCCCGAGUUUGAUGAUGACAGCAGCCGCCGUCCUCGAGCGACUCUGAGGAUUAUCCGCGCUCCCCCGGGAUUGGAUGAGGAAGACUCGGACGACGAUUACGAAGACGAGGAUGACUCCGAAGAUGAUUCCGAGGAUGAUGAGGAAGUCAACGGAGGUCCCAGCGAUAAGGAGAAGGCCCGGAAACUAAAGGAGGCCGCCUACCUGAAGGAGUUGGAGGAUGCUAUGUCGGAAGACGACGAGUCCGACGAGGGUGAAGAGUUCGACCUGAAGGCCGCCAUCUCAAAGCUCGUCAAGGGCAAGGCUCCAGCCACUGAUGAUGACGACGAGGAUGCUGAAUCUGAUGAGGGUUUGGAUCUUGAUGAGAUGGUUGUCUGCACUCUGGACCCCGAAAGGAACUACCAGCAGCCCCUUGACAUUACUGUCGCUGAAGGCGAGCGUGUCUUCUUCAAAGUCACUGGAACCCACACCAUUUACCUCACUGGAAAUUAUGUCAUGCCUAUUGACGAGCCCCGUGAUGACUACGAUGAAGAUGAUGACGAGGACGAGGAGGAUUAUGAUUUGUCUCCGGAUGAGGAUGAGCUCGAUAUGGACGAGCUCAUGAUGGGUGAGGACGACGAGAGUGAUGACCUCGAUGGCCUGGAGAACCCUAGGAUCACGGAAAUCGACACCGAUGAAGAGGAAGCACCCAAGCUCGUCGACGCUAAGGGCAAGAAGAAGCGCGGUGCCGAUGAGGCUGCUCUGGAAGCUAAGGAUGACAAGGCGAAGUCCGCGGCCAACGGUGAGAGCAAGAAGCAACAGAAGAAGCUCAAGAAGAACAACGGCGAGGCUUCCGCUGUCGAGGCCAAGCCCGAGCAGAAGGAGACCAAGAAGGUUCAGUUCGCCAAGAACCUCGAGCAGGGACCUACGCCUUCCAAGGAGAGGAAGCCUGAUGAGAAGAAGCCUGCUGAUAAGGCAGAGAAGACGACUGGCACCCUUGGCGUCAAGGAGGUGAAGGGGGUAAUCAUUGAUGACAAGAAGCUGGGUAAAGGCCCUGCCGCUGCUUCUGGCAAUACCGUUGCCAUGCGCUACAUCGGCAAGCUCGAGAAUGGCAAGGUUUUUGACUCCAACAAGAAGGGCAAGCCCUUCACCUUCAAACUCGGCAAGGGUGAGGUGAUCAAGGGCUGGGAUAUCGGUGUUGCUGGCAUGGCUGUCGGUGGCGAGCGUCGUAUCACCAUCCCCUCUCACCUUGCCUACGGCAAAAAGGGUGUUCCCGGCAUCCCUGGUAACUCAAAGCUGAUCUUCGAUGUUAAGCUUCUGGAGAUCAAAUAGAGGGAUUCCUUUACAACGUAUGGACUCUGAACGAGCCGGGUGUAAGCGUACGUGUGGAUGAUAUACCUCCGUCUUUUCAGUCUUUUGUCUUAGCUUCCACAUUGCUUUUGUCUUGCCCAAAAGAACCAUAGGUGUUAUAGGUGUUAUCGAAUCAUACUUCUUUCCCAUUAC
Aspergillus nidulans FGSC A4 is the source of this 1818-nucleotide messenger RNA. RefSeq lists its product as uncharacterized. NCBI's taxonomy places the organism in Eukaryota, Fungi, Ascomycota, Eurotiomycetes, Eurotiales, Aspergillaceae. Gene Ontology annotation, molecular function: peptidyl-prolyl cis-trans isomerase activity. The transcript is spliced from 4 exons. Gene Ontology annotation, cellular component: nucleus. The coding region runs from base 208 to 1647 and encodes 479 amino acids. The record is from RefSeq and is a predicted model, not a curated record.